GACAGCGUAGAAGGAAACCUCCUGAGCCAAAAUUCCACCCGUUCACCGUCUCUCCUUCCUUUACCUCUCUCCUCCCUCCCUCGCUCCCUCUGCUCAUCCACCCAUGUAGCCACCUCGCUUGUCUACAGGGAUCCAACAGCAUCCAGGAACUAACUGCUGCUGAAGAACUGAGCUGGAGCACAGAUAAGAGUGGACUGGACACCCUCUUUUGGCACAAGCUGAAGACCUUGUCAGCACAGAUGAGGACACUGUUGCACCCUCUGCUUAUGGACUCGUGAUAAAGAGAUUGUGGAUUUUAUUGUUGCUUGCAACAGCUUCUUUACAAAUGACAACUCUGGGCUUGAAGACCACAUAAAUUAGCCCAUCAUGCUUUUGAAGUCAGGACUUUUCCUCACUUUGUGUCUGUUUACCCUCCAAGCAAGUCGAAUCAAAGACCUUCAUGACCACGGUUUUUCUGGACUCAGGGAUGUGAAGUACCGACACUUCCUAGAAGCUUCCCGACCGAUCAGACAUGCCACAAAUGUCAGGGCAGAGCAGGACGGCCAUCGGACAAAGAGGUCGGCGCUCCUCACCACGGGGGUCAAAGUGUGUCCCCAGGAGACGAUGAAAGCAGUCAUCGGCAGCCAUCGGGCCUAUUACAAGCUCAGAGUUUGUCAGGAAGCAAUCUGGGAAGCGUUUCGGAUCUUCUUGGACAGAGUCCCAAACUCAGAGGAGUACAGAGCCUGGCUCUACACCUGCCAACAUGAAAACCUCUGCAUGGACGACCUGGCCCAGAACUUCAGCAGCUCUCAGGAGCAUCUAGACAUGGUGGCCAGAAGAGUAGCCGAGCAAGCUGAAAUUGAAGGAGUUAUCCCUGAAACCCCAGGGCCAGAAAGGGAUUGCACCUGGACGCCCCCACUGAUUCUGCUACCAACCGAAGCUGCUGCACUUGAAGAAAACCCCAACAUGAUAAAAGAGAACUACGAGGAGUACAUUAUCGAGUUCAGAGUCACCAUUGUGGACCCGGCGUACAGCAAGCUGCUCAGGGACCCGGAGGUAGCACAGUAUGAUGACAUCACACAAGAGCUCACAGACAAGAUGCUUCAUGUGUUUGAAAAAGUUCCAGGAUUCAAAGAGAUUCGUAUUCUAGGAUUUCGCUCAGAGGAUGUGUCCGUGCGUUACGCCGUGGUUUUUAAUGGAGAAACAGAGCUCAGCGAUGACCCUGAGGGUCUCGAGACAGACGAGGAUGUGAAUGCUCCUAAACUGAAGCACAUCAUCGUAAAGGCCUUAAAACAGGAGCCGUCGCUACCGCUGGACAUAAAGACACUCAGCUUUGAGGCUGUCACCACAGUUUAUCCAGUUGCGGAGCUCGGCAUGAACCCUGCUGAGGACAUAUCUGAGGACGACACCACACAGAUGCCGACAGCGGACAGCACUCCUAUCCACAGUUUCUUCCCCACUGUGCCGGUGAUAGAAAACUCUUUGGAGGCUUAUACAAUCGAACCAGAAACACACACCUUUGUGCCUUUCAUCCCAAACAUCCUCCCAGAAAGCACCUCUGCUGUCACUGAUGAGACUCCUGUAAUGUCAGCAGUAGAGGAGGAAUCCACAGAAGGUACUGCUGAGGAGCCCAGUGGCAUUUUAACGCCAGAAACAGAAGAGCCGGAAGAGGAAGCAGAGCCAGAGGUGGAGGAGAUACCACAGACUGAGCCUGAUGCCGGAGGUGAGGCUGAACCUGAACCUGAAGAACAGGUGACAGACGAACCUGAACCAGCUGAUGGGAUCACUGAGGAGCUUCCAGAGCAACAGAAUGAGGACCUUCCCUUAGAAACUCCAGACUCCCAACCAGAAGAAGUCAUUACUGAUGCACCUGCUGAGGUUAACUUGGACCUGCCAGAGUCUACAGAUCCCAUUGUUACUGAGAUAUCUGUUGUAGAAGCAGCAGAAGCCAUCACCACACCAUCAUCUCAUGAGGAUGUCGUCCAAGGCAUUGAACCAGAAACAGAUGUGGAGCCUUUGCCAUCCCCUGCAGAGAGUGGCGAAGCCCCCGAGGAUGGAGACGAGUCUAGUGGAGGGCACAGUGGAGUUCCGCCGGUCUCAACACCCUUGCCUCCUGAGAACUACAACAUACAAGAGGAUGUAGGGUUAAGUCAGAACAGGACCAGUGUGGAAAUGAUUGAACCUCUGGAAGAAGACAGCGGGAGUGGAUUCCCCUCAGAGUCUGACGAACGUCCGUAUGAAUCCACGGCUGCACCGGCCAUGAGACAAGCCAGCACCCCUCUGAUGACCGCAGUGGAUAAGGGCAAAGAGUUAGUGGUUUUCUUUAGCUUGAGGGUCACUAACAUGAUGUUUUCUGAUGACCUGUUCAACAAGAGCUCCCCAGAGUAUAAAUCACUGGAGAAUACCUUUCUUGAGCUGACACAGCACUCUGGGUCCAGAAACUCGCCAAACCCUGGAGCUUCCAGUAAAUCUGGGCCUGGGAGACAGAAGACUUUAGCCUCCAUACCGCUUCUGCCAUAUCUACAAUCCAAUUUAACCGGAUUCAAGCAGCUGGAAAUUCUCAACUUCAGGAACGGCAGCGUUGUGGUGAACAGCAGGAUGAAACUGGACAAACCGGUACCUUAUAAUGUCACUGAGGCCGUUCACUGUGUGCUCGAAGACUUCUGCAAUGCCGCGUCUAAACGGCUCGACAUCGAGAUUGACAGUCGCUCCUUGGAAGUGGAGCCAGCUGACCAAGCAGACCCCUGUAAGUUCCUGGCUUGCAACGAGUUUUCACGCUGCGUGGUGAACAGUUGGACCGAUGAGGCAGAGUGUCUGUGUGAUCCAGGCUACAGCACGGUGGACGGCCUGCCGUGUCAGAGCACCUGCGCUCUGCAGCCGGACUACUGCAUGAAUGGAGGCCUGUGUGAGAUAAUCCCGGGGCAUGGAGCCACCUGCAGAUGUCCUGUAGGUAAAUACUGGCACUACCACGGAGAACGCUGCAACGAGCUGGUGUCAAUGCCAGUAGACCCUCCGUUAAUUAUAACCUGCCUCGUGGGAAGUCUCUGCUUUGUUUGUGCCAUCAUCGGCAUCUUGAUAUUCAUUAACAAGAAAUGUAUAAAGACCAGAAAGGCUGUAACUUUGGUGCACACCCUUGCUCCCUAUGCCUUUGAGAAUACUUUGAGGGAGAACCCCGUAUUUGAGAACGAUGACGGUGUCUUAACUCAAGUGUCCACAUUGCCAUAUCCGUCAAGUUCUGCUUCUUCCCAAUCCCAGCAGUCUGAACAGGAACAUUUUGCCUCAAUUGAAAACAUACAUCUGAGUAUUGAGAUCCCCAGACAACUCUACACAACAAGAUCAGAAAAGUUAGUCUCAGAAAUGGUUGACUUCCAUCACUGUAUACCACACAAUGAGACGUGGCGACCGCCGAAUGAAUACAGAACAUGCUGCCUUCUGAGGGCAUCAGAUAACGAAUGUUUUGAAGUAACAGUCCUUUGAUGGCACCUCGUUCGUGUGAGGAGCAGCCGACACAGGGAGACGGUGCGAAACACGAGGUAGCAGAGACAGAAGAUGCUGUUUAACUGUUUAUGGGAUGCUGUGGUACUGACGCAGGUACGGUAGACCAGUCACAUGGUGUUAUGUGUUGAGAUUAAGUGUUCAUAGUGAUCAAAGUGUCUUGUUAGACAGAGAGCUAUGGAUGUAAGGUGGACUUAGGUUGUCUGAACGUGGAACCUAAUAUUUAUUCUAUAUAUUGAAUGGUAGGAACAUUUCCUUUAUACCCUUGGCAAAGGUUGUUCUUUCCUCACAAUGAGGUAUUUAUUAUUUACAAAUUGAUACACAUUGUGGUAUCUUUAGACUGUAAUAUGUUGUAUAUUGUAAUGUUAUACUUGUAUAUAUACCAUACCAGUGUUGUGUCCCAAAAAGAGAAUGAAUGUAUAAGCUGUUGGGUCAUGACAUAUUGUCUGUAGAGUCAUCGCCUGCUGAGCUGUAUUUAUCACUUGGUCCUGUUCAAAACAACUCUUCCCACUAAUUGUGUGUUUUGAGAUUUGGAUUUUUUACACAUUUUGCAAGAAUAAAAUGCUUUUUGCAUAAAAA
Molecule: messenger RNA, 4053 nt
Organism: Epinephelus lanceolatus (giant grouper)
Lineage: Eukaryota; Metazoa; Chordata; Actinopteri; Perciformes; Serranidae
Gene: impg1b
Product: interphotoreceptor matrix proteoglycan 1b
Biological process (GO): visual perception
Source: RefSeq, a predicted model, not a curated record